AUGAUGCAGUUAUUUAUUCUUUUCACCACGUUUCUGACAGUGCUGUUCGUCUCCGGGAAACCGCUAUCGAAGGUCCAUGGUAAUAAAGUCCCCUCAAGAUUGGGGCCAAGAGACUGUGAUGUGACGGCUCCGAAAGUGGUGAUAAUCUCCUUAUUUUCACCUGAAGCCAACGUAUGGUACGAUAACGCUCAUGUGACCGGAUCUAUCGGCAAUCUUUUAGAAAAAAACAUUACAGUCCCCGGACUCUCGCCUCUUUUCCCACAAGUCCACUGCCUUGGAGAUGGAUCUGUCUGCCAAGUAACUACUGGAGAAUCUGAAAUAAAUGCAGCGGCGACUAUGACAGCGCUGGUUUAUUCCCCCUUAUUUGACUUCAGGAAUACAUACUUUAUGGUGGCCGGAAUAGCAGGCGUAAAUCCCAGACAUGGGACUCUUGGCGACGUAGCAUUUUCAAAGUAUGCUAUCCAGGUCGCUCUGCAAUAUGAGAUUGAUAUUCGAGAGCUCCCAGAUAACUUUACGACUGGUUACUUCCCUCAAGGCUCGCAAGCACCCGAUCAGUAUCCUCUGGACAUUUAUGGAACCGAGGUUUUCGAAGUCAAUGAAAACCUUCGUGAUAAUGCCGCACGAUUUGCGUCAAAGGCCGUGCUUACAGAUAGUGCAGCAGCCAAGGUGUAUCGUGCGCGCUACGGCUCGUCUCAAGCAUAUGUAGCUGCUACUAGAUCUCCUCAAGUUAUAAGCUGCGAUGUCACGACAUCGGAUGUAUACUUUUCUGGCGCAAAACUGGGCGAGACAUUUGAAAAUACAACAAAGCUCUUGACUAAUGGUUCGGGAGUCUACUGCGUGACGGCGCAGGAAGAUAACGCUAUAUUAGAAGUGAUGGUGCGCGCUACUCUCGCAAAGCGCGUACAAUUCUCUCGUGUCAUCAUUAUGCGUACUGCCUCAGACUUUGAUCGACCAUAUCCAGGACAGCCCACUACGCAGAACCUCUUCAUGCCGCCGGCGGGAGCCUUUGAGGCAGCAGUCUCCAAUAUCUUUCUAGCCGGCACACCCGUCAUUCAAGGUAUUCUCAAUCAAUGGCUGACGAGGUUCGAGAGAGGUGUCAGCCCAACUAAUUAUAUCGGCGAUAUAUUUGGGAGUUUGGGCGGGCAGCCGGAUUUCGGGCCGGUAGGCCGUUCAUUGCGGCCUAUGCCGUGA
This is a messenger RNA of Blumeria graminis f. sp. triticale, 1191 nucleotides long. The record is from the annotation of a GenBank genome assembly. Lineage: Eukaryota; Fungi; Ascomycota; Leotiomycetes; Helotiales; Erysiphaceae.